Penicillium malachiteum is the source of this 198-nucleotide messenger RNA. RefSeq lists its product as uncharacterized. Lineage: Eukaryota; Fungi; Ascomycota; Eurotiomycetes; Eurotiales; Aspergillaceae. Bases 1 to 198 code for a protein of 65 amino acids. The transcript has a single exon. The record is from RefSeq and is a predicted model, not a curated record.
AUGAGUGAAAUGUCCAAAAGACCCGGAACCACGCCUGACUGUGGGGAGACGGAAAUGACGCCUGCUUCGGAUCCUUGCCAUGAGAUGCAUGCCGAUUACACGGAUUCCGAUGAUAUCUAUGACGAUGAAAUAUCGGGCUUGACUGAAGAAGAAAUCCGUGUGCUUGAGGGUAAAACAGCGGAAUUGUGUCAUGAAUGA